AUGCAGUUGGUAUUCACUCCAUCCACGAAGCAGCGGUUCAGAGGUGCUUGGUCAUGUGAACACGAGCAGAAUGAAGCAGAGACUAGGGAUUAUCGAACCUUAGUUUUACGUUAUCUCGACAACAAUGACAAGAACAAGAACAACAACAACAACGGCGAUAACACUAUUAAUAAGAACAAACGACAGCAUGAAACACGUCACAAACAGACAACAUACAUCAAAAUAUCAUUCUAA
Molecule: messenger RNA, 234 nt
Organism: Fasciola hepatica (liver fluke)
Lineage: Eukaryota; Metazoa; Platyhelminthes; Trematoda; Plagiorchiida; Fasciolidae
Source: the annotation of a GenBank genome assembly